Molecule: messenger RNA, 2687 nt
Organism: Cyprinodon variegatus (sheepshead minnow)
Lineage: Eukaryota; Metazoa; Chordata; Actinopteri; Cyprinodontiformes; Cyprinodontidae
Gene: dnai3
Product: WD repeat domain 63
Exons: 23
Coding region: 194-2680 (828 amino acids)
Biological process (GO): cilium movement involved in cell motility; inner dynein arm assembly
Cellular component (GO): inner dynein arm
Molecular function (GO): dynein heavy chain binding; dynein light chain binding
Source: RefSeq, a predicted model, not a curated record
GAAGAGAAACACGAACCCGAACUGAACCUAGCUCUUGACAAACAAACAAAUAAAUAAGAAUUUUCUAUACGGAAAAAGCCGUUUUAGUAUGGGGGGGUCUGCGCUGACAACAUUUAAGUCAACUAAACUUCCGACACCAUAAAUUCAAGCCGCCUGGCUUCUGAUUCAUCUUCAGUAGAUCUUAAUAACAGGGAUGCCUCCUAAGGGACGGAAGAAAUCAACAAAUACUGCAGGCAGCAAAAGGAAAGUAAGGAGCAGUCUAUCUUCUACACGACAUGAAAAUACAAUUCAGCCAGAUGGCAUCUUCCCCUUGGUCCUGACAUCCGCCACCCAGGAACUCUUUGAUUGCUGUGCCGAUAAGGACGUCACAAAGAAGAGCCCUCACAAGCUGCUUAAAAAGGAUGACAUCCUACAGGACAUAAAGACAAGAGCUGCAGAGUCUGAUUUCACCCCAGUGAAAGAGAUUGUGCUUGAUUACCCAGAGGAAGAGAUAUUGUUGGUCUUUGAUGCAGACUUCACGCAUGGGCAGAACUUCUACUUGGUCUUGGCACCAGAAGCCAAGGAUAUACUUAAACCUCUAGAUACUACAUCCGAUGUAUUUGAGGCUGAAGUCAAGAAAACCCCACCACCAAAACAAUGGAUUUCUCUUGGCAGUGAGAAGGAGAUAGAGGGGCCUCUCAAGGAAUCAAGAGGAAAGCUGAGGCUCAAAAUAAGUCUAGAGCGGGAACUUGGAUUGCCAGUCUGUUUUACAGAUUUUACUCGUGCAGAUAGCGAACUAGGGUGUACUUCCUACCAGGAUAGUAGAUUCAACAUCAAGAUACUUACCAGGGAUUGUGGAAUCCAGGCUGUACCAGAAGAACAGACAAACAGUAGUCAGACCACACGAAACACUCAAAAUAACAUGGAUGCACAGUACAACCCAAGAGAGUUCAGCAAUGAGGAAAAAGAAAAAAUUCUUCAAGAUGAGAGUUUGAAGAAUAUUCUUGCCACACAGACCCCCAGGACCUUACAUGCCCUACAAGAAGAAGAGAUAAUGAAUGUGUUUAUCAAUUACUUCAAGGACCUGCUGCCAGAGAGUGCCAUUACCUGGUCAGAGCCAGUUUUAGUCUUCAGUGAUAACAAGUUCUGUGGAAACAAGGAAAUUAGUUGCCUUAACUGGCACCCUAUGAUAUAUGGUGUGAUUGCCAUAGCUUUAAUACAGAAGAGGGAGAAGCAGUCAGAGAGAACUGCUUUGUUAGAAUUGGAACCUGCUCUGAUCAUUUUCUGGAGCUUUUUUGACCCCUAUCAUCCCCAGUUGCUUCUUGAGUGCCCAGAUGAAAUUCUUGCAUUUGAGUUCUGCCCGUCUAAUCCAAAUAUUAUUGCUGGUGGCUGUGUUAAUGGAAAGGUUGUGUUGUGGGACAUCUCUGCUCAUGUCAACUACUUACAAGCAGCACAACCUGGGACAUUUGAUUUGAAUGACAACAAAGUGAAUAGGACCCCUGUUGUGCCUUACUGUGUAGAGUCAGAAAACAAGAGCAGCCACAGAGCCCCGAUUACUGAUUUGCAAUGGCUGCCACCAACAUUUCAGGUGAACAAGAUGGGAUUACCAUUGGAGAACAAGAUGAAAGUGUCUGUUCAGUUUGUCACAUGCUCUCCUGACCGCACUCUACGAUUUUGGGAUGUGAGAUGCAAAGAUCUGGAGCCACCAGAGACAACCUACAGCAUCCCUGGAAUGUUUCAACACCUGACCAGCUCAUGGAAACCCUUUUUCACGGUUUCACUGCCAGAGACUGAGACCGAUGGAAAAUAUGCUCCUUUGAACUUCUGCUAUGAACAUCAAACCUGCACUACAGAAAAAAGUACGGAAAAAAAGUGGCCAGACGUCCUUCCUGACUACAGCCAACUCAGAAUUCCCUCGUCUACAAAUCUGAAACCAAUGGAAGAUGUCAACACCAAGGUUUUUUUGGGAACAGAGAAAGGAGAGAUUGUUUACACUGACUGGAAAAUGGAAACCAAAGGGUCUAGCAGACCAAACAGUGCCGCACCCCUCCUGCAUUUUAACACACAUCAUCCGUUUGUGAAUACAAUGCAGAGAUCACCAUUCUUCAAAGACAUUAUUUUGACAACAGGAGGCUUGAACUUUGCCAUUUGGAAAGAGGGAGUCAUGAAAGGCCCGUUGGUUGUAUCAAAAAAAUAUGAGCAGGAGUGCACUGCGGGAUGCUGGUCGCUGUCCCAACCAGCUGUUUUCUUUAUUGGAAAAGAAGAUGGCAGUGUUGAGGAAUGGGACCUGCUGAAAAAAAACAGUAAACCAGCACAGCUUAUACCACACAUCAGCAAAGGCAAGAUUACCUGCAUGAAACCCUGGGCUGUCUCUGCCAAGAAGAACUUCCUUGCCAUUGCAGAUGACCUUGGCAUUGUUGCUGUUUUUGAUAUGUCAAAGUCCCAAGUUGAAACCCAGAGUCAUGAGAUUGAAAGCAUGAAGAAAUACAUUGACCGUCAUACAGAGUAUGUAGAGUCCGAUGAGGUCUUGACCAAGAAGACUAAGGAGGUGGAGGAACUGAAGAAGAAAAUGGAACCUGAUAAACCAGCCAUGCUGCUGACAGACAAUAUAGAUCCGCACAAGGAGCACAAUGAUUUCGUACAGAGGGAAGAAAGGAUCUUAAGGAGCCUUAGCAGUUGGCCCACUGCUGAAGAGCCAUAAAAAAGCA